GUGGAAAUGCCUCGGAUCUAUAUAACGAGACCUUUCUCCACAUGGCUGGAAAUAUUGAUAUUAGUGUAAUGGCACACCCAAGGCCAGAAAUUUUUCUUCAGAUCUUUGAAAAAGUACGAGAAAAUGAGGUUGAUGUCCCAGAGAACUGCAGUUCUCAAUCUGUUUUAGAGCACUUGAAUCUGACCCAGAACAGUGACAAGUACACUGUGGAGCGGCCUGUAAGACACUACAAUCAUUUGACAUGGGUGCUACUUGAGAUGAAGAUUUAUGCUAUUCUAGAUCUGAGAGAAACUGACCAGACAUUUAUCGCUUAUAUUUGGGUUUACUUGAGAUGGGACAAUGAGUUCCUCUGGUGGUACCCAGAACAUUUCUGUGGAAUUGAACAUAUCUUGGUCCCUACUAAAUUUUUGUGGAUGCCAGAUCUCACUAUUGUAGAGAAGACAGAGGCAGACAAAGCCUCUCCAAGCCCUUAUCUUAACAUCCGGAGCCAUGGCUGGGUUGAAUAUAGAAAUGACCAGGUGGUGGUCAGCACAUGCAAGAUGCAUGUUUACAGAUUCCCAUUUGACAGACAGAGCUGCAACAUCUCUUUUAAGUCAAUUAUGUACUCAGAUGAAGAAAUUGAGUUAUUCUACAAUGCAAACAGUACAGAAAUCACAGAGUGGUCACGAAAAGUAAUGCGGACGCAGUACGAGUGGCUUUUUGACAGCAUGACAGUCACAGGGAUGACUGUCAACGAUUUUGGCUUCAAUCAAACAAUGGUCGUAUACACAAUAAACAUGAAGAGGAGCGCUGUCCUGUAUACUGCAAACUUCUUGCUGCCUGUUAUUUUCUUUUUUUGUCUGGACUUUGCCUCCAUGCUGAUGUCAGAUACCAGUGGUGAGAAGAUUGGCUUCAAAGUCACCAUAAUGCUUGCAGUGACUGUGAUGCAGCUUAUUCUCAACGAUAUUCUUCCAUCUUCCUCUGCUAGGAUUCCUCUAAUAGCGGUUUACUGCAUUGGGACUUUUGCUCUAAUGCUGCUCAGCCUCUUGGAAACAAUUUUGGUGAUUUAUCUGAUUGAUAAAGAUGCAUCCCAGGUUGCUGAAAUGGAAAAGACAAAAUGGCAGGUUGAAGACCAACAGGAGAAACUGACUGACUUUCCAACCUGCUUUAUAGGGCUCCAGAAAUGUAGUAACUGUACAUCUGCAAAGAAAGCAUCUAUUUAUUGUUCACCAGUUACUGAAAAAGAGGGUGGCAGGGGUGAAAAUACUGAAGUGUCCAUUGCACUAGAAAAGAUGUCAGACGACCUCGGAGAGAUCAAGAAAUCAAUAACUCUUCUCAGUGGCAGACAGGAAGAUGCAAAGCCUGGCUACUGGACCAGAAUUGCUAACAAAAUAAACAAAGCUUUUGCGAUUUUUUAUUUCACAGCAGCAACCCUGUUUUUAGGGAUAGUUUUUACAAUGUGGUUUAAAGAAGAUGCCUAGUAUAUAUAACAGUAUAUAUGUUGUGUUUAACCUGUGUAUUAAUGCUCGAUAUUAAAAUAUUGAUUCAGCUUAUUUUGUUAAUUUAAAAGGCUUCCAAAAAAACAAACCACUGGACUUUGUU
Molecule: messenger RNA, 1581 nt
Organism: Cyprinodon variegatus (sheepshead minnow)
Lineage: Eukaryota; Metazoa; Chordata; Actinopteri; Cyprinodontiformes; Cyprinodontidae
Product: 5-hydroxytryptamine receptor 3A-like
Exons: 11
Coding region: 42-1460 (472 amino acids)
Biological process (GO): signal transduction; chemical synaptic transmission; regulation of membrane potential
Cellular component (GO): neuron projection; membrane; synapse
Molecular function (GO): neurotransmitter receptor activity; extracellular ligand-gated monoatomic ion channel activity; transmembrane signaling receptor activity
Source: RefSeq, a predicted model, not a curated record